Colius striatus (speckled mousebird) is the source of this 3691-nucleotide messenger RNA. It is a transcript of the gene WWP2, whose product is annotated as WW domain containing E3 ubiquitin protein ligase 2. The coding region runs from base 1263 to 2846 and encodes 527 amino acids. The transcript is spliced from 15 exons. Gene Ontology annotation, biological process: ubiquitin-dependent protein catabolic process; protein K63-linked ubiquitination; negative regulation of transcription by RNA polymerase II. Gene Ontology annotation, molecular function: protein binding; ubiquitin protein ligase activity. Lineage: Eukaryota; Metazoa; Chordata; Aves; Coliiformes; Coliidae. The record is from RefSeq and is a predicted model, not a curated record.
GAGGUGAUACCUCUGGACGUGGCUCGGGUGCCCAGUCUGGGCAGGGAGGGCACGGAGGCUGCCCCAAGCCCGAGGCACACCGUGCCUGCCAUGCCCAGCCCCGGCACAUGGCGUCGGGCACAGCAGACGACGCGGGGAGAGACACGGGCAGUGCCAGCCCCGGCCCCGGCGUGCCCUGGGACGUGGCGGGGCGCUGAGCUGCCGCGGGGGGCCCCAGCACCCCGAGUAGCAGCCGUCCAGGGGCUGGGGCUGCCUCCUGCUCCCGGGCGGGACGGCCGGGCCUGGCCGUGGGUGCCAUUUCCUGAGCCCAGGCUGCCGGCGCUCGCGCCGAGGGCUGUGCCGCGGCCCCUGGCCAGCAGCCGGGUUUCAGGAGGUGCAAUGAAAACGCCUCUGGGGUAACAAUGCGUUUCUUAUUUAACCGUUCCGAGCACUGCCGGGGCUGCUCCUCCCCCGACCCCGGCGCUGGGGCUGCACCUCCACCCCCGGGGGCCUCCGCCGGAGCCGGGGCCGUGGCGCUCCCCGGGCACCCCCGGCUCGGGAUGGGUGACAGCCGCCCGCCCCUGCCCGCCCCGGGGAAGAAGAAAGGUGCUUUGUGCCGUGGCCCCCAACCUGGGAGGGGGGCGGUGGCGCGGAGCCGCCCGUCUGCGCGGGAUGAAUGCGGCCUCAGUGGCCAGGGCACCCCGGCCUGCCCGGGAGGAGGGGGCCGCUGGCCCGCCAGGAAGCGCGGGGCGUGGACACGGCUUGUGGGAAUGAUUUCAUUGGAAAAGCCUGCGAUAUUUUUUCCCCUCUUGUGUGUGGUUCUUGGAGGAGGCUGGAGGUGUAUCUGGUGGGGACAGGCGCGGGAGCCGAGCAGCCGCGCACAUCUGGCCGUCCCGCUGCCGCGGCUCGGCACGGCCCCUGCCCCUGCGCCUGCCCCUGCGCCUGCCCCGCCGCCCCUUGGCUGCCCCUCACACCCUCUGUAGUUUGUGCCUUAUUUUUUUUGUGCCUUUUUUUUUACCCCCUCGAGUGCACGAGUUUUUUCCAGUCGCCGUGAGCCGGGGGGAGCGAGCGGCAGCGAGGGCUGCACGGCUCACUCACAGCCCCAGCCCGCUCUGCCCUGCCGGCCCUGCCCUGCCUUCAGGACCUGUUUUUGCCCUCUCUGUUGUCUCUAGUCGUCCGGCACCCCGUCUGACAAUGAUCCUCUCGGGCCCCUUCCUCCCGGCUGGGGAGUUCCCAGUCUCUCUCAGCUGCUGAAUGCAGAAGUGCUUGUGGUUGUUCUUUGAAUGGAGGAGACGAUAGGGAUCCAGCUCUUUGCUCGUCCGCAGACCCCUCCGGUGCCUCCCGGGAUGCUCUGGCCGGGCUGCAGUGGGGCUGGGAGCUGGCAGGAGCAGGGCUGGCUGUGCUGUCUCCGUGGGCUGAGCAUUAUGUGCUGGGACAAUUUGAACAGUCCCUGUGCCAUCCCCAGGGCAGAGAGGCCUCUCCAAGAGAAGAGACAGGACAAUGGGCGAGUGUAUUACGUGAACCACAACACACGGACCACGCAGUGGGAGGACCCUCGGACGCAGGGGAUGAUCCAGGAGCCGCCGCUGCCGCCCGGCUGGGAGAUGAAAUACACCAACGAGGGUGUGCGCUACUUCGUGGACCACAACACCCGCACCACCACCUUCAAGGACCCGCGCCCGGGCUUCGAGUCGGGGAGCAAGCAAGGCGGCUCCCCGGGGGCGUACGACCGCAGCUUUCGCUGGAAGUACCACCAGUUCCGCUUCCUCUGCCACUCCAACGCCUUGCCCAGCCACGUGAAGAUCAGCGUGUCCCGCCAGACGCUCUUCGAGGACUCGUUCCAGCAGAUCAUGAACAUGAAGCCGUACGACCUGCGCCGCCGCCUCUACAUCAUCAUGCGAGGGGAGGAGGGCCUGGACUACGGCGGCAUCGCCAGGGAGUGGUUCUUCCUCCUGUCCCACGAGGUGCUCAACCCCAUGUACUGCCUCUUUGAGUACGCUGGCAAGAACAACUACUGCCUUCAGAUCAACCCUGCCUCCUCCAUCAACCCCGACCACCUCACGUACUUCCGCUUCAUUGGCCGCUUCAUCGCCAUGGCUCUGUACCACGGCAAGUUCAUCGACACCGGCUUCACGCUGCCCUUCUACAAGCGGAUGCUCAACAAGCGGCCCACGCUGAAGGACCUGGAGUCCAUCGACCCUGAGUUUUACAACUCCAUUGUCUGGACCAAGGAGAACAGCCUGGAGGAGUGUGGCCUGGAGCUGUACUUCAUCCAGGACAUGGAGAUCCUGGGCAAGGUGACCACCCAUGAGCUGAAGGAGGGCGGCGAGAGCAUCCGGGUGACGGAGGAGAACAAGGAGGAGUACAUCAUGCUGCUGACGGACUGGAGGUUCACGCGGGGCGUGGAGGAGCAGACCAAGGCUUUCCUGGACGGCUUCAACGAGGUGGUGCCGCUGGAGUGGCUGCGGUACUUCGACGAGAAGGAGCUGGAGCUGAUGCUGUGCGGCAUGCAGGAGAUCGACAUGAACGACUGGCAGAAGAAUACCAUCUACCGGCACUACACCAAGAACAGCAAACAGAUCCAGUGGUUCUGGCAGGUGGUUAAAGAGAUGGACAACGAGAAGAGGAUCCGUCUGCUGCAGUUCGUGACCGGGACGUGUCGCCUGCCCGUCGGGGGCUUCGCAGAGCUCAUCGGCAGCAACGGGCCCCAGAAAUUCUGCAUCGAUAAAGUUGGCAAAGAGACAUGGCUGCCUCGGAGCCAUACAUGCUUUAACCGUCUGGAUCUCCCUCCCUACAAGAGCUACGAACAGCUGAAGGAGAAGCUGCUGUACGCCAUUGAGGAGACGGAAGGCUUUGGACAGGAGUGACGGAGCGUUGGUGCUGUGCUGGGGCGGGGAGCGCCCCGCCGAGCCCGUGGAGCCGGCGCCGGGCCCUCCCGCAGGACGCUGCGGACGCCGUUGCUCUUGUUCCUGUGUGACCCGCGCUCCUGCCGCCCGGGCUCGGGCUGUCCUCUCGCUCCCUGCCGCGACAGCCGGGCUCGGGGCUCGUGUGGCGGCGCGGAGGGGCCGGGGAAGGGCUGGGCCUGGGCACAGCAGCGCGGGCGCCGGGGCUCCUCGCUGCCCCUCGCAGACGCAGUUCAACGAGAUCUGGUUUCGGCACAGACUGUUUCCCCUCCUCGUGUUUUCUGCCUUUUCCUGGCAUUCUAAUACGUGCAGGUGAGGGGAAAUGAAAUGGCUCUCGAACCAACUCUCGGGUCGCGUUUGGGCCCUGUCUGUCGGCUGUACAGGGGAGCCCCGGUGCUGCCGCUGGUGUGGUGCAGGAGCACCAGGACAGCCCCUGCCCGUGCGGUUGUGUGUUUGGGUUUGGAGCGCGUGGCCCCCGUGCAGUUGUAUUUAUCGUUAGUGGUGUGUUGCUCAGAGCUGGUGCUCUGCAGCAGCCUCGGGCCGCGUCUGCCCUUUGCUCGGUUCGUGGGUUCGGCUCCAGCUCCCCGUUUCCCGUGCCGCCGGCCGGGCUGGUGGCAGCAGCCCCUGGGGCUGCAGGUGAGGGCCGGCUGAGGGCCCUGGCCUGGCUGCCCGCUCCCCCGCUGCCCCCGCAGCCACGGCUGUACAUAAAGGAAGUCUGCGAUAGCUUUUAACUGGCAAGAGGGUGUGUUUGUACUGCACCCUCCUGCCUCAGCGACGCCUUCUUGUGCAAUAAAGGAUAAGCAGCUGCC